Messenger RNA from Stylonychia lemnae, 849 nucleotides. The record is from the annotation of a GenBank genome assembly. Lineage: Eukaryota; Ciliophora; Spirotrichea; Sporadotrichida; Oxytrichidae.
AUGAAGUUUUGCAGCGAAACAACUUUAUGUGAAAAAGACUAAUAACCACAUAUACCCUCAUUGAUUGACAACUAAAAGUCAAUAGGGCAAUCAGAGUCUUCUAUCACUUCAGCUACUCUUGACUAGCUGACAGGAAUAAAGUCGUUUAAUUUUAAUGAGGAAAAGCUAUGGAUUUAAAAUGAAAUAGACUAAGAAAUCUCCUUGAUAGUUUCACCAUUGAUUUCGAUGGUAACAUCUCCAAUUAGUUAAAAUUAUCUCAACUUAUCUCGAAAACUAUUCAGCAAUGAUCAUUUUGAUGAUUUUGAAUGUUCAAGCGAUACAAUCACUGAGUGCUUUGAUUAAUCCUAAAGCUGUUUAGAUUCUUCUCAAAGCAUCUAUUAAAGAAAUAAAUAGAAGUAAUAUCAAAUAGGAAACUAGAUAAGAGCUUAAAGUAAACAAAUUCACAAAAAAAUAUCAAAUUUGCAAAGCAAUAGAAUGUCAGAUCAAUAAAAAAUUGAUGAAAUCAAUUUAAACGAGAGAUUCUAAUCCUUCAGAAAUAGAAGAAGACAUAGAAAACUAUAAGCACACAUAAAAAUUCUAAACGAAGAAUAUUCGAAAAAUCCUUACUGGGCAAGGAAUAAAAUUUUAGAAAUAUCUAAAAUUACUUCGCUCAAGCCUAGUCAGAUAUAUAAAUGGAAUUGGGACAGGAGGAUAUUUAAAAAUCAAUAAGUUAUUAGGGAACUUAUUGCUUAGAAGAGGUACUUUGGGAAAUUGUUUGAUGUUCAAAAAUCCUCUCAUACGUUUUCUGAAGGUAGUUUAAAUAUCUUCAAGGUUGAGAGAGAUUGUUUAUGUCAUCAUAAUAAAAUUUGA